Molecule: messenger RNA, 2727 nt
Organism: Aedes albopictus (Asian tiger mosquito)
Lineage: Eukaryota; Metazoa; Arthropoda; Insecta; Diptera; Culicidae
Product: centriole and centriolar satellite protein OFD1
Exons: 2
Coding region: 90-2567 (825 amino acids)
Source: RefSeq, a predicted model, not a curated record
GAAUCGAAUGUACAACCAAAGAUUUGAGAAGGUCAGUUUCGAUCCAUUCUGAUCUGACUGUGGAGAGUGAGGCCCAACAGAAGGAAAAAAUGAACGACGCCCAGGACUUCAUCGAUCCGGAGAGCAUCACCAAUUCGGAGUUCCGACAGCAGAUCAAAAACUGGAUCGAAGAGCAGGGCAUCCACGCGAACCUGCAACUACAGAUGAAAAAGGACCUGAUCGACCAAAUCAGUCGAACCGCAAUGGGUCGAAAGAUAAGUCUGAAGAUGCAAACCCACCAGGGAAUCGUUCUGUCGCCUUUGGUCCUGGUGCUGAACACGCUAGUCGCGGAGUUUCUCUACACUCAGAAUUGUCACUUUUCACUGUCGGUGUUCAGCAACGAGGUGCCUUUCAAGAAUACGCUGCCGGAUUUUGGAAAGUCCAAACACUUUCGGUUGAACCGAACGGAGCUGAAGGAGAUCUUCGAGGCACUCGGCGUGGAACACUACUCCGGUCUGGUGGAAAAGUACGAGGGGAGGGGGACGAAGGAUCAUGAAGGCGGGAAGUCGUUGCUGUAUAUCAUUGUGAAGUCGAUGCUUGCUUCGGUUAAAGGGUACGAGGAGCGGUUCAAGCGACUGAAGAAGGAGGAAAAUGAGCGCGAGAGUACGAAGAAUAUGCUGGAUGAACUGGAAAUGGCCAAGCUGCACAAGAAUGUGGAGAAGUUGCUGCAGAGGAUGAAGCUGGUGGGAAAGAGCAUUGCAAGAGUGGAGGAACUGCAUAGGGAAGGCAAACGAGACGAGGAAGAGUCGACCUCAUUGAAGGUGUGUACGGAGAGCGUAACCAGAAUGGUCAGUCGAUUGGAGGUGUACUCGAAGACACUGGAGGAUUUGAUAGUCAGAUUGCAAAUUCAAACGGAGAAAGGAGAGCCAACGAUCGAAAAGAAGGUGGAAGAACCUGCCGAGCCGGUAGAAUUGAAAGAGCAGAAAAGCUAUACGGAUUUCUUGAAUGAACUGAAGUCAACCGAGCAUGGACAGAAAUACGUUGCAAAGCUACAGAAACAGGUUCUCAAAAUGUUGGACAAGGAGAAGGCGCAGUUGGAGGCAAAGUACGAGAAACGGAUGCACGAGGCAGAGUUGGAAUACAAAUUUAAACUGGAAAGGGUACUUUCUGAUCGGAUCAGAGAAAUGUCUGCGCAGAGGGAAAUACAGCGAUCACCAAAACCAACGCAGCAAGCAAGUGAAAGUGAGGAGAGUCUUCAUUUCAUGAAGAAGAUUGACGAGAAGUUAAAUCAGCUGUAUCAGCACGAACGCAAUGUGGACGAGAAACUGGUUACGUUGAAGAACGAUCUACAGAAGCACGAGCUACGACAAAGUAAAUACUUUCAAUCGUUGAAGGCAGCCGAGACGAAGGAGAAGAAACUUCUGGUGCUACAGGACGUUGAACGACAGCUCUUGGCGACGUUCGAAGACGAGACGCAAGCGAUUAUUCGGAAUGCCAAGGCGACGAUCGAACACUUGGAAAGCGAAAGCGACAAGAUCAAUCGCUCGUUUCAGCAGUAUUUGCAGAAGCAACGAGAAGACAAGCGGCGUCUCAAUGACGAGAAAGUACAAAUUUGGCAAAAGUACAAUGACGAGAAGCUGGAACUGAAUCAACGGGAGUUGAUGGACAUGAAUGGGCAUGAGCCGCAAGAAGUGGUGAUCAAACAGACUUAUCAGCCCCAUGUGGAAGAGUUCCCAGAGAUUGGGAAUUUUGAAAAUCCGUUCAAGAACUUUGACCCGCAUAAAUACCUGCGACGAUCGAAGAUUUCCAGAAUACCUCUGGAUACGCAAAAGAAUCAACACGGGGUCGUAGAUGCCGCUGUGAACACGACGACUGAAGUACCUGAGCCGGUUACUUUGAAACCUCUCACAGUUGAACCUAUGAAAUCCACGAGUCCCAACUUGGACCUAUUGGAAAGCGCUCGUUUGGAUCACCAUGAAGCCCCUAAACUCCCCCCAGUUGAACCAGUUUCAAGACCAAAAUCAGCAGACCUGCAAGCGCCACGCCUAGAUCUGCCAAAGAACCUGGCAUUGGACACAAAGCUAAGCGACCUUCUAGCCAAAGAUACACUAAACCUGAAACGCAGCAUAGAGGAGAACCUGCAGAAGCUGGAUCAGAUGAGUAAAACGUACACCAAGUCGACGUCCUCCAGCGAGCAACAGCGCACCGGAACGUACAACGUAAAGCCAACGAUCGAUCAGGGACGAGAAACUGUUGAAGCUCCCAAAAGCUUGGACGAUCUAUCCAGUGGCCUAUCGGAUGGGGAACUAAGCGAUGGAAGUGCAAGCAAACGAGAGGAACCGCUGAACUUGGAUAACACCAAAGAGCUGCUGGAGUACACCAGGAGGAAUUUUCCCCUUGACGGGGCCAAGACCCAGGGGGACUUGGUCAACUUGGACUCGGAGGUUUCGCUAAGCGAUCUGGACAUCAGCGGGACCAGUAACUCGAAGGUUGAUGGUCAAGCCAUAGCCCGAGAUGAUAGCGUGAAUGAUAUCCUGGAGGAUAUUUCAACCGGAAAACGGUCCUUGUCCGAUAACAGUUGGAAUUAGGUCUAGUUGUAAGAGUAUCGAAUGAAAUUAAAAUAUAUAUUUUAAGCAGAUACACAAACUACUGAGUACACUACUCCCAACAUUAUUCAAAAACAUACUGAAGGAUUUAAACGUACAAAACACCAAACUCUUUAAGUUGAGAAUACUUAUUUUAACAAAA